ACAGGCUGGGCAGAGCAGGUCGGUAGGAUAUAAAUAUGAACCGGUGUGUGUCCAGGUGUUUUCUGAUCGUUCACCAGACACUAUGAGACUGCUGGCUCUGCUGCUGAUGGUUGGAGCUGCUGUUGCAGUUCCCCUUGAAGAUGGCAGGAUCAUUGGUGGGAAGGAGUGUGAGCCUCAAUCUCGUCCAUACAUGGCCUCUCUUAACUAUGGCUACCACUUUUGUGGUGGUGUGCUCAUCAACAAGCAGUGGGUGCUCUCUGUUGCCCACUGUUGGUACAACCCCUAUUCCAUGCAGAUCAUGUUAGGAGAACAUGAUGUGCGAGUGUUUGAGGGUACAGAGCAGCUCAUGAAGACCGACACCAUUAUUUGGCACCCUGAUUAUGACUACCAGACUCUUGAUUAUGAUAUCAUGCUGAUCAAGCUCUUCCACCCUGUGGAGGUGACUGAGACAGUCACACCCAUCCCAUUACCCACCGGGUGCCCAAUGGGAGGGCUGCCUUGCUCUUUGUCUGGAUGGGGAAAUAUUGCUCCAGAUGGCGAAGACUCGUUCAUGCCGUUCCGUCUGCAGUGCUUGGAUGUGCCCGUGGUGGAUGAUCAGGCUUGUGAGAAUGCCUAUCCUGGCAUGAUCACACGCAGAAUGUUUUGUGCUGGAUACAUGGACGGAGGCAGAGAUGCAUGCAAUGGUGACUCUGGCAGCCCUCUGGUGUGUGUUGGAGAAGUUCACGGCCUGGUGUCAUGGGGUCAGGGAUGUGCUCAGCCCGGAUACCCAGGUGUCUACGUUAAAGUGUGCGAGUUCCUCUACUGGAUCGAAGACACUCUGGCAGCCUAUCCCUGAAGAAAUGUUUCCUUCCCCCAGUGUAUGCCCUCUGCUCCCUGUAGUAUAUUAGCACUAAUUCUUAUUUUUCUAACUUUCCCCCAGCCUUUUCUUUGACAUCUCCAUUUUAUUCAGCCUUUCUUGUCUCUGUUGGAUCACAUAACUUUUCUCCCUCAUAUAUACAGAUUUAACACACAUGCGGCAGAAAUCUGGAAAAAUAAAAAAAUUAAACCC
Molecule: messenger RNA, 1048 nt
Organism: Acanthochromis polyacanthus (spiny chromis)
Lineage: Eukaryota; Metazoa; Chordata; Actinopteri; Pomacentridae
Product: trypsin-like
Exons: 6
Coding region: 83-835 (250 amino acids)
Biological process (GO): proteolysis
Molecular function (GO): serine-type endopeptidase activity
Source: RefSeq, a predicted model, not a curated record